This is a messenger RNA of Neogale vison (American mink), 3968 nucleotides long. It is a transcript of the gene SH2D3C, whose product is annotated as SH2 domain containing 3C. The record is from RefSeq and is a predicted model, not a curated record. Gene Ontology annotation, biological process: positive regulation of peptidyl-serine phosphorylation; small GTPase-mediated signal transduction. Lineage: Eukaryota; Metazoa; Chordata; Mammalia; Carnivora; Mustelidae. The transcript has 11 exons. Bases 1438 to 3540 code for a protein of 700 amino acids. Gene Ontology annotation, molecular function: guanyl-nucleotide exchange factor activity; phosphotyrosine residue binding.
CAAAUAAAUCAAAUCUUUAAAAAAAAAACAAAAACAGUCAACAGGUAAAUGUAAAAUGAUCAUUUCAGGCAGAGGCUGAGGAAAAUAAAGGAGGGUUGAAGACAGAGAGUGAAGGACCAGGGACUGUUCUAGGUCAGGUGGCCAGGGAUGGCUUCUCUGACGAGGGACAUGAAGCAGAGCCCCAAAUAAACUAUGGGUGAGGCGAGCUGCGUGAAGGUCUGGAAGCAGGGAGUUCUAGGCAGAGAACAACAAGGGCAAAGGCCCUCUCGCAAGAAUGAACUUGGCAAAGAGGCCAAUGCGUCUGGCCAGAAUGAGGGAUAGAAUGAGUGAGCGAGGCAUAUUGGGGGUUGGCAAGGUAGGUGGUCAGGCGCCCCCAGGCUACACAAGGCCUUGUAGGCUGGGGAACAUAUGGCCCUGUUGAUGCCUGUUUUUCCUGCAUAACUGCUUAACUCUCACAAGGGAAGAAAGUUCUGGACUGGGGGCUACAUUACACAGCCAGCCAUUUGCAGGCCACAGAGAGGGGUUUAGAUCUUGUUCAGGGAGAGGAGGCAUUGUCGGGGGUGGGGGUGGGGGUUGCUCUGUGCACGUGACCUGCUUGUUCUCACCUGAGUGCCUCUGGGGGAGGAGUGGAGGCCGAGUGGGGCGUGAGAACAGCAGAGAGCCUUCGAGAAGGCUGCUUGCUAUGUGCUCCACAGAGCACACGGGGCUCCUGGGUGGGGAAAGGACUGCCCCUCGGAGAGACGUGGUCAGGAUCUAUUUUGAAAGCAGAGCUGCAGGAUUUCCUGAAGGGGUGGGUGUGGAGGGCGAGUGGAAGAGGAGGCACAGAUGAGUGCAGAUUUUUUUGGCCAAGGAAAGCAACAAGGGUGCAGCUGACAUCAAGUGAGGUGGGAAGCGGAUGUGGGGAGCAGGGGCGUGGCAGCAGGGGGUUGGGUAGCCACCGUCCUGCUUUAGAUGUGACAAGUCCUACUUUAGAUGUGACAAGUCGCAACGACUUCAGACAUCCAAGAGGAGAUGCUAAGGAGGCAGUUGGGUUUACCGGGCAGGAGUUGAAGGGGCAGUUCCAGGCUGCAUCAGAGAAGGGAUGGCAAUUAAGGUCAAGCCCCCUCAUGAGGAAGGAUAGUAUUAAUCUGGCAUCUGGAAAGGAUAGUCACUCCCGGCCCCUGAAGGCGGCGGGGGUGGGGGUCAAUUCCACCAGGGCCAACGGUCACCAGCUCAGCAUGCUGCUGAGUGGGCCCUUCUUCACUGGGCAGAGAGUGUAGGGUAGAUGGGGGGUGGGCAGGAGGCUGAGCCCCAGCCCAGGGCCACCAGCAUUUGGAGUGGAGUAGGGUAAAAACCCUUGAGCAUCCUGAAGCCGGGUGAAGACAGCAUGAUUCAGAAAGCGGGCCUGUUGUUAGGCAUGUAACACUGAUCGGCUCCCAGAGUCCUUGCAACAACCCAAUGAGGCCAAGGCUGUCAUUGUCCCCGACUUCCAGGGUUGCUGGAGAGCCAGAGGCUGGCGGGGACUAUGUGAAGUUCUCCAAGGAGAAGUACAUCUUGGACUCCUCCCCUGAGAAGCUACACAAGGAGUUGGAGGAGGAACUCAAACUCAGCAGCACAGAUCUCCGCAGUCAUGCCUGGUAUCACGGCCGCAUCCCCCGUGAGGUAUCAGAGACCCUGGUGCAGCGCAACGGUGACUUCCUCAUCCGGGACUCUCUCACCAGCCUGGGUGACUAUGUGCUCACGUGCCGCUGGCGCAACCAGGCCCUGCACUUCAAGAUCAACAAGGUGGUGGUGAAGGCCGGGGAGAGCUACACCCACAUCCAGUACCUGUUCGAGCAGGAGAGCUUCGACCAUGUGCCCGCCCUCGUGCGGUACCACGUGGGCAGCCGCAAGGCCGUGUCGGAGCAGAGCGGUGCCAUCAUCUACUGUCCUGUGAACCGCACCUUCCCGCUGCGCUACCUGGAGGCCUGUUAUGGCCUGGGCCAGGGCAGUGGCAAGGCGGCCAGCCCCGCCAGCCCCUCGGGCCCCAAAGGCAGCCACAUGAAGCGGCGCAGCGUCACCAUGACCGAUGGGCUCACUGCCGACAAGGUCACCCGCAGCGAUGGCUGCCCCACCAGCACCUCACUGCCCCACCCCCGGGAAUCUAUCCGCAACUGUGCCCUCAGCAUGGACCAGAUCCCGGACCUGCACUCGCCCAUGUCACCCAUCUCCGAGAGUCCCAGCUCCCCCGCCUACAGUACUGUGACCCGUGUCCACGCCACCCCUGCAGCUCCAUCAGCCACAGUGCUGCCUGCCUCCCCAGUUACCCGCCGCUCCAGUGAACCCCAGCUGUGUCCCGGAAGUGCCCCGAAGCCCCCUGGGGAGUCAGACAAGGGCCCUUAUGCCAGCCCCUCCCACACUCUCUCCAAGGCCUCCCCAUCCCCAUCACUCAGCAGCUACAGUGACCCGGACUCUGGCCAUUACUGCCAGCUGCAGCCUCCUGUCCGUGGCAGUCGAGAGUGGGCAGCAGCUGAGGCCUCCAGCCGGCAGGCCAGGAGCUAUGGGGAGAGACUAAAGGAACUGUCAGAGAAUGGGGCACCCGAAGGGGACUGGGGCAGAGCCUUCAUAGCCCCUGUUGUGGAAGCCACCUCCUCCUUCAACCCCGCCACCUUCCAGUCACUACUGAUCCCCAAGGAUAACCGGCCACUGGAGGUGGGCCUCCUGCGCAAGGUCAAGGAGCUGCUAGCAGAGGUGGAUGCCCGGACGCUGGCCCGGCACGUCACCAAGGUUGACUGCCUGGUUGCUAGGAUACUGGGCGUUACCAAGGAGAUGCAGACCCUAAUGGGAGUCCGCUGGGGCAUGGAGCUGCUCACCCUCCCCCAUGGCCGGCAGCUACGACUAGACCUGCUGGAAAGGUUCCACACCAUGUCCAUCAUGCUGGCCGUGGACAUCCUGGGCUGCACGGGCUCGGCGGAGGAGCGGGCAGUGCUUCUGCACAAGACCAUCCAGCUGGCGGCUGAACUUCGAGGGACCAUGGGCAACAUGUUCAGCUUCGCUGCGGUCAUGGGCGCCCUCGAUAUGGCUCAGAUUGCCCGGCUGGAGCAGACAUGGGUGACCCUUCGGCAGCGACACACAGAAGGUGCCAUCCUCUACGAGAAAAAGCUCAAGCCAUUUCUCAAGAGCCUCAACGAGGGCAAAGAAGGCCCGCCGCUGAGCAAUACCACGUUUCCGCAUGUGCUGCCGCUUAUCACUCUCCUUGAGUGUGACUCGGCCCCAGCAGAGGGCCCCGAGCCCUGGGGCAGCACAGAGCACGGCGUGGAGGUGGUGCUGGCCCACCUGGAGGCUGCCCGCACCGUGGCCCACCACGGAGGCCUGUAUCACACCAACGCGGAGGUCAAGCUGCAGGGGUUCCAGGCCCGGCCAGAGCUCUUGGAGGUGUUCAGCACUGAGUUCCAGAUGCGCCUCCUCUGGGGCAGCCAGGGCGCCAGCAGCAACCAGGCCCGGCGCUAUGAGAAGUUCGACAAGGUCCUCACUGCCCUGUCCCACAAACUGGAACCUGCCGUCCGCUCCAGUGAGCUGUGACCCCUGCACACCCCUCCCCUCUGCAGCUGCAGGCAGCAACAGGGACAGAGGGGCACAGACCUCUCCCCGGAGCACCCCAGAGACACUGUGAUCAGCCCAAGAAUGUUCUGGGCCCAAACCAGGAUCUCCUUGCCCCUCCAGGGUCCUGCAGGACCCCAGGGCUCCAUCCCACCUGCUGCGUGCCCACCAAGUAUCCUUUCAGGAAGAACCGGAACCCUGUUCCUCCCUCCAGCUUCUGCUUCUCUCCUUCCUGCUGAGGUGCCCUGUGUUCGAGCCAUGGGAGGGUCCUCAUGCCUCCCAACUCUUCUCUGGGCAUCUGCCCACGAUGGACACCAAGGCCUCCACCCCGUUGUAAAUCUGUCUGUUCUGUAAAUAGAUGUACAGAAGCCAUGUUCUUUCUUUCAUAUAAUAAACUUUUAUGACUCUUU